AUGGAUACUCAAGGAUUUUCUCCUGGCUCAGCACAUGAACCAAUACAGUUCAUGGAGGGUAAAGACCCUCAAACCACUAUUAUAGAUUUAGCAGACCUGCUUAAAAGAACUGUCGAUGAGAGAAACGCUUCCCGCAGAUGCCUCUUGCAAGCUCUGAAAACAAUAACUGAUCUCAAAUUCAACAUUGAAGAGCAUCGGUCCAUCAUUAUGGAAAGCCAAGCAGCCCUCGCAGAAUGCACACGCAAGAGCAGCAGCUACCUUUCGUUCCUCAUGGCCGUUGAACCAAGGUGGAUACAGGACACAUGGGUUUCGUUUCCUGCAAACGAGACACUGCUAGGCGUCGUGGAGUACAAAUGGGCGAGAGGUGAAUCGCAGCGUGCUUUAAACGAACUUUGUCUUCUGCGGAAGCGCCUUAGCUCAGGCGGUCCUGACUGGGUACAAACUUUGCUCCUCGAAGGUGCCAUACUGUUUUCCUCCGGUCAACAUACGGAAGCUCGGUUAUCUGUCUCCGAUGUUCUUUGGAAGUGUACGCGCAUAGAAGAGCAGAAUCCCUCUGUAAUCCGCGAUUUUCGUGAUAUUGCACACUUUCUACUUGGGAAAAUCUUCAUGGCGGAAGAGAAAUGGAUCGAUGCGUGUAGGGAGUUCGCCGAGGUCAUCCAUGUCCUUGAAUAUAGAACGAGAGCGCUUCAGCUUAAGACCCUCUCACGCCAGAAGUCAAACCAGAAGAGAAAACCGGAUUCGCUAUCAGCCUCCACUUUCCGGGAUGAUGAGUCGACUGGCCUUGUCGUCGACUAG
Molecule: messenger RNA, 795 nt
Organism: Nannizzia gypsea CBS 118893
Lineage: Eukaryota; Fungi; Ascomycota; Eurotiomycetes; Onygenales; Arthrodermataceae
Exons: 1
Coding region: 1-795 (264 amino acids)
Source: RefSeq, a predicted model, not a curated record